CAAUUAAUUUGACUCAAAUCUAGCUGUGAUACAGAUACUAAAGCGUAAAAUCAUGAUUAACUGACAGCAUGUUGGACUUUGACUAUCAUCAAGACUUGGCUAGAUCAUUAGAUGUUAUGGCCAACGGUUCACUGUCCGUAAAUUAAUAAAAAAAAAUCUACGAAAAUGCCUUCGGGUUAAUUACCUUAUAGCUCCACCUAUGCCCCUCUAUAUAAAAAGACCUGAGCUAACAGAAAAUUCAAUAUUGCAAAUUUGGCAGUCCAUAAAUUAGCACCAAUUUUUUACUGUUGCUUUUAGUUGGUCCAUAAUGGAGUACGGUGGAUAUUUUAGUAUUAGCAAGCUGCUAAUUCUCUUGGUCAUUGUAACCCUUGCCUCUUCAAUCCCAGCUCCAGUCCCUGAACCCAGACCGAUUGGUGGCAUCGGAGGCAUCGGAGGCAUCGGAGGCGUCGGUGGCAUCGGCGGCGUCGGUGGCGUCGGUGGUCUAGGUGGUGUAGGUGGAGUCGGUGGUCUAGGUGGUGUAGGUGGAGUCGGUGGCGUCGGGGUGCUCGCCGUCAAAAAGGUCGGUUAUGCCGGCAUUGGUGGUCUUGGCGGCGGCUACGGCGCCGGCUACGGAGGUGGAUUCGGCGGUGGCCACGGAAGCUUGCUAGGCGGUCUGGGAGGAUACGGAGCCGGCUUCGGAGGCUACAGGGGAGGAUAUGCUGGAGGAUACGGAGGUGGAUACGGUGGUGGAUACGGAGGAGGAUAUGGAGGAGGAUAUGGAGGAGCAUUGGGCGGAGGAUACGCUGGCGGAUUAGGUGGUGGAUUCGCUCACGGUGGAAUCGGCGGAAUUGGAUUAGGAAGAUAAAUUAUUUUAGUGUGUAAUUAGAAUAAAAUAAAUUAUUUAUUUAUUA
This is a messenger RNA of Aethina tumida (small hive beetle), 890 nucleotides long. RefSeq lists its product as uncharacterized. The record is from RefSeq and is a predicted model, not a curated record. NCBI's taxonomy places the organism in Eukaryota, Metazoa, Arthropoda, Insecta, Coleoptera, Nitidulidae. The transcript has 2 exons. Bases 308 to 844 code for a protein of 178 amino acids.